Bombus impatiens (common eastern bumble bee) is the source of this 3959-nucleotide messenger RNA. RefSeq names its product calponin homology domain-containing protein DDB_G0272472. NCBI's taxonomy places the organism in Eukaryota, Metazoa, Arthropoda, Insecta, Hymenoptera, Apidae. The coding region runs from base 745 to 2577 and encodes 610 amino acids. The transcript is spliced from 11 exons. The record is from RefSeq and is a predicted model, not a curated record.
AGCUUUCGAGUAUUGAUUAUUUCUAAGAAAUAUCGAUCGGUCGCGUGAAUCUCCUUUUUGUUUUUCAGACGAUCGUUGAAGAUUGAUUUUUGAAUUAUUUUUUGAGAAGAAAAACAAAAGUUUGCGAGUAACAUCCUACUUUAAAUUUGGCUCCAGCCUCGGAAUAUCGACUAUUUCUACUGAAUAUCGAUUAUUCAUGAGUAUUCCCUUGUAUCUUGUGCUUUAUAUAUCAGAGGACAUUUUGAAAUUAUCUUUAAGAAGGAGAACAGGAGACUACGAGUAUUAUCCUGCUUCGAAAUUAAUUUAAACUUUGGGAUAUUGAUUGUUUCUACUAAAUGUUCAUUGACUACGUGUAUUUUUUUACUUGGUAAUGGAACGAUCAUAGGAAACAUCUUUGAACUAUUUCCUAAAGAAGGAACGUCAGAGUAUAAAACUAAUAACUCGCUUGAAGUUUGAUUCAAGCCUUUGGAAUGGCUUAGAUCGAAUUAUUCGUUGAAACGUCCUGAACUUAUCGGUAAAGCUCCUUCGCGUUCUGAAGUUCGACGAAACAUUUCGUCGAUCUGAGACAGAAAAGAGAUACUGGUUUAUUCGAUUAAAGAUAAGUAAUUGUCGUUUUUCAGCAAUGGAUUGCAGCGAGGAAGAGGUAUAAUCUUACUUUUACGUGUUCAAUUUUCACUUACUCGACGUUGCUUCUUUUAGUUGACGAAAAUCAAUGUCUUCCGAUUAAACAUUCUCAUUCCACUGAUGGAGAUCUUGGACGUGUACGCGUCGUUUAAAGAAGAAUUAAGUCCAGAUGAGUUUUGCAUUCGUUUGUUUGUUAACGAAGGCUCGAGAGAAAAAUGCAAACCACAUCACGAUCCUGUUAUGGAACGUUUCAGGAAUAUCGAAGAAUUUAAGGCUUUGUCAGUUUCGUUGCAAAAUGUAAUCAUCGAUUUAUUCAUGAAUAUCGUUCGUUACACGGUUUUCUUGGACUCAAUAAGUAAAGAUUAUCUGGAUAAACAGAACUGUCGCAAUUACAACGAUUUGUCUCAGACCAUAGUGUUUGUGUACAUCUUAUCAUACAGAAUAUGCAGCUUGUUUUUCGAAGAUUCGAUCGAUUGCUUCGUUCGCUUUAAAGUAAAGAAAAUGUUGUCGCUCGUUGUAUAUCUUCUUCGCACGGAAACUCUCAAUCUUUUCCAUGAGAAGGGUUGCUUGACGUACGAGGAAGAUUUCGUGGAGGGAAACCUGGUUCUGCCAUUUUUAGAGGCAACGCCGUGUUUAGAGAAACUACAGCAGCAGUUAAAGCAGCACAUACGAAAUACGAAGAUUCCUAAAAAGGAAUCGACUAUUCCUGUCUUUAUGAACGUUUUAAAUCGACCAAGAACCGGUUUGAAAGUGCCACCCGGUACACCUGAAGACCUGUCGGCGAUGAAGUUCACGCGUCAAAUUCCAAAGACGAAUUACCUUAAACCGUCAACGGAGAGAAAAUUGGAGCUUUUGAGCGCAACUAACAGGAUAAAUGCUAUGAGAUUAUUGAAGGACGCGAACGAGAAUGCACCAAGUUGCUUCUAUCGGCGUAAAGAUUCAGACAACUCGGUAGAGAAAGAGAAACCAAAGGCAACUUUCGUGGGAAAAUCGGUUCCGAAAUUUAAGCCAGUCGAGGUAAAACAGACAGCAGCUUCGACGUUAAGAGAGUGCGCGCGUGUGAUCAACAUGGAAGAGAAAGAAAUAAAAAGAUUGAAAGCAUUAGCCGAAGGAGGUACCGAUCCAGCUUCGAUACUGAAAUUCCAAGAAGAAAGACGUCAGCAACAAAAAGAGGAAGAAUUAUUAAAGAUACAAGAGAAACAUCUAUUGGCUUUGCUAAGCCGUGAGAAUGCUUUCAUUGCGAAACAAUCGCUGUUGAACGAUGUGAAAGCGCACGCAGAGAGCGUUCGAAAGGAGAAGCAAGAACUUUACGACAAGUUAGAGAAAUGGAGAGAGAAUCACAACAGGGAGAUGAUGGAAAUCGUUGUAAAGUGCCGCGAAGUCGAACGGGCCUCUCGUGAAGCUUUUAAUGCCAUGGUCGACGAGAAAAGGCAGAAAGCCGCAGAGGUGACCGAAGAAUCGCGGCAAUUGAAAGCCCAGUUGGUCAAGCAGAGAGAGGAAGAAACUGGCAGGAAGAUUAAAUUGAUCCAAGAAAUUAAGACGCUUCAAUCUUUACGGGCAUUGCCAUCGAUCAAGGAUUUCGAUCCAACAGAAUCAAGCGGUCUUGGUCUUCUUUGUGAAAUGUCCUUGGCUGAGUUGAAAGAGAGAUUAUUUUGGACCAAGAUGAAAUUGGACGAGGAAACAAAGGAGAGAAAAUCUGUUAUUUAUCGAGAACGCGAAAGGCAGAAAAACUUGAUCAACGAAACGAGAAAAGCGCUCGAAGAAUAUAAAGCGAGCAAGUUAGUUGUAAAACUAUUACAUAUCGCUAAUUAUUUGCGGCGUGCUGUUUUUCUGGCUAAAUCACGGCAACGAUUACAGCCUGUUAGCUCACCAGAGAUCGACGCGUUGCGAAAAAGACUGGAAGAACAGAAAGCACUAAGGUCACAGAAAGGAACGGUAUCUAUUUCGAAAUAAACGAAUUAAAGAAUUUAUUCGUUCAGAUAGAACGUUUCAAUUACGAUAAAUUAUUUAGAUUUAUUAUCUAUUUAUCUAUUAAUUCCGUGAUCACUGUGUGAUAGUAUGAUAAAGCAGAAAUCUUUUUUAAAAUUAAUAGCGUAUUAAUAACGAAUAUUACGAAGCAAAUGUUUAAUGAUAAAGCCUGUUUGCGAAUUUAUAAUUAAAAAUUCACAAGUCAUUUUUUAGAGAUAAUUUUUGAAAAUAAAUCAAGAUAAGAUAAAUAAAUAAAAGUGAUAUGAAUUUAAAUACUAAUAUUUAAGUGUGACUCCUGCUGAUAGAGAUUAAAAUGGAAAAUUACCCAAAUAUUAUGCAACAACUGCAGAGUAAUAUUUAGAAGGCAACAAUUGCGUAGCAUAAACGUCGGCAGAAACGUUUAUGCUAUCCAUUUAUAUAUAUAUAUCACUUUUUAAAAAUUUCACAAUAUGAAUAUUAAGGAAGACUUAAUUGAUUUAUUCCACUAUCUUGGUAAAAUUGCAGACGCGUUUUUCUUUCUAUCUUUCGCUGCAAAUUCUACGAUGUAAUAUAAGAACGCGGAUUAAAUCGUUUGAAUAGAUAGAUUUACAAUUAUCUUUUAUGUAGUAUAGUAUAUUUAGUAUUCCACAAAUGAUACGAAAUUUCAUACUUUUCAGUAAGACGAUACCUCUAAUAAUAUGACACGAACUGAAAAACGAACAAUUGUUAUAAGAUAGAAACUCAUCGUGUUUAUUAUCUUGCACAACUCAGCUUGAAAUAAACCAAUAUUACGAUGUUUUGUUACGAUACGAUAAUCAACGUUACAAAUCAGCCGAUUCCCUAUUUCCGUUAAGAUAAUAGAGGCGAUUGAAAUUAUUAUAACACUGAGUUAACAGAUUAAAAAUACGCUUUAUUUACAACGACUUGAAAAACUUAAGUGUUUACACGUGGUGCGUGUAGACGUGUUCUCGACGAAGAGAAAUUAAGAUGUCAACUGAUCGAAGAUAGACUAGUAAGUGAGUUUCGGUAACAGUGAUGAUAAAGAAGAAAACUACUGAUGGGUGUGUCUAGACGGGACUAUCGGAUUCCUUGAUAACAAUCUUGAUUAGGAAAGAAAGGGCAACAGUCGUCGUUGCUAAUCUGACGAGAAAGAGAUUGGCGAGUAAGGAUGGGUCCUGGUCGUCCCCAAUCAAAGUCGCUCGUGGAUGGCAUUGUACAUUGGAAAAACUCCUUCUCUCGUAUUUCCUUGGAAUGAAUAACAAUCCUAAGAAACGCUUCAACUUAAAACAUACUUUUUAUCUUAUGCAUAAACGAUUAAUUUAUAAUAUGCUUGAUGCAAAGUAUUCUUUCAACAAUAUCAAUCGUAUGUAAGUCGUUCUGUUAGAAAA